GUUGACAGCAAGGUAUAUAGACACACCACAGCAGAGAUCAGUUUUCAGUCGUUUGGAAUAACCGAAUCACACAGAAACACACACAGGAAUUAAGUUCUUGAUCUUGAGAUGAACAGAGAAAGAAGAAAAACAAUGGGGUUAUCAUGAGAGCAGCACAGAGUAUAUAUGCAAUGAAUCCAAAACAAUAAGUGAAAGAUGAUAAGAAAGCCCUGUACUGUUAUUUCCCAUUUCAAAAUGAGCAACUGGAUUUGCCCUAAAAAUAAAAAAAAUUGAAAUAAGUUUGAAUUUCUGCGACCAGGAGUUAAACAGGGUUAUUGUAAUCAGGUUGGGAUUGCUCCUCUGGGUUUGGCAAAACAAAAACCAAUCAUCAGCCUUGUUUUAAUCUAUGUACUAAGGGCAGGGUGUAGACAGAUUAAGUAAAGAUACAUUAUAAAAGCAGCAAAGAUCAGUUAUUUGUACUUUGGAAUAAAUGAAUCACACAGAAACACACACACAGGAAUUUAGUUCUUGAUCUUGAGAUGAACAGAGAAAGAAGAAAAACGGAAAAUCAGAUGAGGAAUGGAGCCAGAGGACAGUGGACAAAUAAAACUGAAUAUAUUCUGGUUGUUGCAGGAAACGUAGUCGGUUUGGGUAAUGUGUGGAGAUUUCCUUACCUCUGCUACAAGAACGGUGGAGGUGCUUUUCUGGUGCCAUAUGGUCUGUUAGCUGUGGUGUGUGGGAUUCCUCUGUUCCUGCUGGAGACUUCAAGUGGUCAGUACACCCAGGAAGGAUUCAUCACCUGCUGGAGGAAACUGUGUCCACUGGCACAAGGAAUAGGAUACGGGCAUUUGGUGAGGACAUUUUAUGACUUCAGCUACAUCAUAAUCCAAGUCUGGGCUCUCUUCUACCUGGUGUUUUCAUUCACAUCUCAGCUCCCCUGGGCCAACUGUGACAACACCUGGAAUACAGUUAACUGUAUAGGUCUUCAGAUUUUGGAUUCUCCCUCACCAAACAUGACAACAAACCAGACCAUGUUGACCAACACCACCUCUGCUGCCACUGAGUUCUGGGAACGACGUGUGUUGGCCAUGUCUGGAGGCAUUGAGGAGCUGGGCAGUGUGCGAUGGGAGCUGGCUCUGUGUCUUCUUGCCUGUUGGGUGGUCUGCUACUUCAGUAUCUGGAAAGGUGUCAGGUCCUCUGGAAAGGUAGCAUAUUUCACAGCCACUUUCCCCUACGUGAUGCUCCUCAUACUGCUCAUCAGGGGACUGACUCUACCUGGAGCAUGGGAAGGAAUCUACUUUUACCUCUAUCCAGACAUGACCCGUCUGGCUAACCUUGAGGUCUGGAUAGAGGCAGGAUCUCAAAUAUGCUUCUCCUACAGUGUGGCCAUAGGAACUCUAAAUGUUCUGGGCAGUUAUAAUCAGCACAACAACAACUGUUACAAAGACUGCUUUUGGAUCUGUUUACUGAACAGCGGGACCAGCUUUGUUGCUGGAUUUGUCGUCUUCUCAGUGCUUGGAUUCAUGGCACAGAAACAGGGUGUUACCGUUGACAAUGUGGCCGAGUCCGGUCCAGGUUUGGUCUUCGUUGUCUACCCUCAGGCUACAGCUAUGAUGCCUUUUCCACAGUUCUGGAGUGUCUGCUUUUUCCUGAUGCUCUUUUUCCUCAGUGUUGACCCUCAUUUUGUGACAGUCGAGUGUUUUAUCACCUCAAUAAGCGACUUGUUUCCGAAGCUCCUGCGUGCAGCAGGACGGUCUGAAAUCUUUGUUCUCUUCAUCUGUUUGCUCUUCUUCUUCAUACAUCUGACCUUGGUUACUGAGGGAGGAAUUUACAUAUUCCAGCUCAUUGAUUAUUAUGGUUGUACCAGAGCUUGUCAUUAUUGUAUGGCUUUAUCUGAGUGUCUGGCUAUAGCCUGGAUUUUUGGUGCUGACCGUGUUAUCAAAAACAUUGAGGACAUGACGGGACAGAGACCAUCUGUUUUCUUCAAACUGUGCUGGAAAUACAUCAUCCCUCUGCUGUCACUGAUUUCCUUCAUCCUGUACCUGGUUGGUUACACACACCUCAAGAUUAACAGCUGGUACAUUUACCCUGACUGGGCGUACACACUGGGAUGGACCAUGACUCUCUCCUCUGUUCUCAUGAUGCCACUGUGGGCAGCUGGACAGAUGUGUUUGACACCAGGAACCUUCCGACAGGUCAGGGCUCAAAUCUAAUUCAACUCUGGGGUCAAAAUGUCCUGUCUGAGUGUCAUUAU
Seriola aureovittata is the source of this 2233-nucleotide messenger RNA. RefSeq names its product sodium- and chloride-dependent betaine transporter-like. Gene Ontology annotation, biological process: sodium ion transmembrane transport. Lineage: Eukaryota; Metazoa; Chordata; Actinopteri; Carangiformes; Carangidae. Gene Ontology annotation, cellular component: membrane. The coding region runs from base 519 to 2192 and encodes 557 amino acids. The record is from RefSeq and is a predicted model, not a curated record. The transcript is spliced from 13 exons.